AUGACUGGCCUCAUAUAUGACCCUGAAUACUUCAAAGCCAUUGGAUCGCCCCCCAAGGGACCAAGAGCUGAUCCUCCAAAGACGGCUCAUGAGCUGAGAUCUAAUAUUGAAAAUACCAUUCGUUAUGUCGUUACCAACUCGCCAUACCCUUCUGGAGUCAAAGAAACCGUAUACAAGGUCAAAAGCUUUGAUGGAGCUGAGAUUGAAGUCACACGCUUCGCAUGCGAAGAAACUCUGGCCUCGGAGAAACCCACAGCUGCAGUCGUCUAUUUCCAUGGAGGUGGCUUUGUAGCGUGUACUGUACCACCCUUUGCGCCACAAAUCGCGCGUUUCGCGAACGACUCCAAGUUACCGUACUUUGCUGUUGAUUACAGGCUAGCCCCAGAGCAUCCUGCUCCGGCAGCACUUGAAGAUGCUUGGGCGGCCAUGCAGUUCGUAUGGAAGUCUGCUGCAGAACUCAAUGUCGACCCUACCAGAAUCGCGUUGUAUGGCGACAGUGCUGGUGGUGGUCUUGCUGCAGGCGCAGCUUUGAUGGCCAGAGAUCGUCAUCUUAGUCCUCCAAUAGCGAAACAGCUGUUGAUUUAUCCGAUGCUGGACGACCGCUAUAACCUCAAAGCUGAUGACCCAUAUCUUGAAGUCUUGGCAAUGAGGCCAGCAGGAGCAAAAGUUGCAUGGGACGCCUACCUUUCUAAACUCCGAGAGGGCGAUGAUGUACAGUCUUUAUCUUAUGCUGUUCCUGCCAGAGCUGCUACCUUGGAGGGUCUUCCAUCCACAUAUAUCGACAUCGGAUCUCUGGACCUCUUCCGAGAUGAGAGCAUGAAAUACGCCAACAGAUUGGCUAAUGAGCACGUUGAAGUUGAGUUUCAUCUUUGGCCUGGACUACCGCAUGGGUUUGAUGUCGGGCUACUGGCCCUGACAGGGUUCUCAAUUGCUCAAGAGAACGCCAAUGUUCCAAUCCAGGACAAUGGACUGACUAACAUUGUGCAAUGGGACGAUCACAGCUACCUCAUCAAUGGCGAGCGAAUUUUUGUCUUUUCUGGAGAGUUCCAUUACUGGCGACUGCCCGUACCCGAACUCUGGCGAGACUUGCUGGAAAAGAUCAAAGCGGCCGGCUUCAAUGCCUUCAGCAUCUACAACAGCUGGGGCUACCACGAGGCUUCCCCAGGUGCCCUCGACUUCGACAACGGCGCGCACGACUUUGUGUCUAUCAUGACGCUGGCAAAAGAGCUCGGUCUUUACCUCUUGAUCCGCCCCGGUCCCUACGUAAAUGCCGAGGCCAAUGCGGGAGGAUUUCCCCUUUGGGUGACGACCGGCGACUACGGCAGGCUACGAAACGACGAUCCUCGAUUCACUAAAGCUUGGUCCAAGUACUGGACUGAGAUCUCCAAGAUUAUUGAGCCGCACCUAAUCACGAAUGGCGGAAACGUCGCCAUGUUCCAGAUCGAGAACGAGCUGGGUGGUCAGUGGAAGAACGAUGACAAGCGAAUCUUGAACGAACCCACAGCGAAUUACAUGCAACUUCUGCAAGACGCUGCAAGGGAUGCUGGCAUCAACGUGCCCGUGUUCCACAACGCGCCCAACACUCGCACCUUUUCUUGGUCAAAUGACUUUGAAGCCAAUGCAACUGGCAACGUCGACGUCACGGGUGUAGACAGUUACCCUUCCUGCUGGAGCUGCAACCUUGACGAGUGCACAGGAACGAACGGCGAAUAUGUCCCUUACAAUAUCCAGGACUACGUCACGUACUUCUCCAAGCAGUCUCCAGCUCAACCUCAUUUUCUGCCUGAGUUCCAGGGCGGAUCUUACAACCCUUGGGGUGGUCCUGAGGGCGGCUGUCCUGGUGACAUUGGCCCUGAUUUCGCCAACAUCUUCUACCGUGACUUGGUUGCUCAACAAGCCACGGCGAUCUCACUUUACAUGAUGUACGGUGGCACCAACUGGGGCUGGUUCGCUUGCCCUGUGGUUGCUACUAGCUACGACUACUCUUCCCCCAUAUCUGAGAACCGUGAGAUCUGGGACAAGUACUAUGAGACCAAGUCAUUGACUCUGUUUACCCGCGUUGCGCAUGACCUCACAAAGACCAACCGAGUAACCAACAGCACAUCUCUCUCAACCAAUGACGAUGUUUUAGUUUCUGAACUUCGUCAUGAGGACAACGAUGCAGCCUUUUACGUGGCUCGACACGAUUACUCCCCAUCAGGUACAAAGGAGAUCUUCAAGAUCCGUGUCAACACUUCCGAGGGCGAAAUGACCAUUCCUCAAAAUGACCACAUCACGAUCAAUGGUCAUCAGUCCAAGAUCAUCCCUACCGACUUUCACUUCGGCGAGAAGACUCUUCUCUACACUACUUCUGAGGUGCUGACAUACUCUGUCAUCGAUAAGAAGGAGGUUAUAGUCCUCUGGUUGCCUGAGGGUGAGCAUGGAGAGUUCAUCCUCAAGGGACAUACCGAGCUCAAGCAUGACAAGUCUCUCAAGGGUAUCAGGGUUAAGGCAGGUAAGAAGAGCGUCACGGUCAACUACACUCAAAAGAAGGGACUUUUCACUCUUGACAUGAAGGAUGGUGCGACUAUUGUCUUGGCUGAUCGUCAGACUGCUUACAAGUUCUGGGCACCGACGUUGGACAACGAUCCUUUUGCACCUGUGAACAAGACUGUUCUGGUACAUGGUCCUUAUCUCGUCCGUCAUGCCACCAUCAAGAAUGGUCAGCUCAACAUCGAAGGCGAUCUCGACAAGUCUACCGAAAUUACUGUCUUCGCUCCUAAGUCUCUAAAGUCUAUUUCGUGGAACGGCGAGAAGGUCAAGAUCUCAUCAAAAGAAGGCCACAAGUAUACUGCUAAGCUCAAGGGUCCCUCAAAGGUCAAGCUUCCCAAGCUUGAGUCGUGGAGAUACACCGACAGUUUGCCAGAGGUCAAGUCCAAUUACAAGACUUCUUCCUCAACAUGGGUUGUGGCCAAUAAGAAGAACACCACCAACGCGGUGCUCGUUCCUGAUUUGAAGAACCCCGUGCUGUAUGUUGACGAGUACAAUGUCCACUACGGAAACCACAUCUACAGGGCCACGUUCUCUGUAACGGACAAGGCCCCCACUGGCGUGUAUCUAAACAUUACAGGUGGUUUGGCCUUUGGCUAUUCUGUCUGGUUGAACUCUGACUACAUUGGAUCCUACCUCGGCAAUGCUACUGUCGGAAAUUCAGGACAAGAGUUCUCGUUCAAGAAUGCGACUGUAUCCAAGAAAGAGAAUGUUCUUGUUGUGUUGAUGGAUAACUCGGGUCACGACCUUCGUGAAGGUGCCCUUGACCCUCGAGGUAUUACCAACGCGACUCUCAUCGGUUCUGCUAAGGACGGUUAUAAGUUUUCCGAGUGGAAGAUUGCUGGCCAUGCUGGAAGCGUCGAGGGUGAAGUUAUUGAUCCAGUCCGAGGUCCUCUUAAUGAAGGUGGUCUCUACGCGGAGCGUAUUGGUGCUCAUCUUCCCGGGUUCUCCGACAAGAAAUGGAAGUCGUACUCAUCCAAGCAAGGAACCCUCGUCAACCCUUCGGCUGGGGUCCGUGCCUAUAGAACCACUGUCGACCUUGACAUUCCCGAUGGUCUCGAUGUUGGGAUCUCAUUCAAGCUCACAGCUCCUUCCAACACGACCUUUUCGCCUACCAAGAAGGGCUACAGCAACCGUGUUCGUGUUCUGCUGUUUGUUAAUGGGUAUCAGUACGGUCGCUUCCACCCUUACAUCGGUAACCAGGUCUCUUUCCCUGUCCCACCUGGCGUUUUGAACUACGACGGAGAGAACACUAUCGCUGUCACUGUUUGGAGCCAGAGCGCUGAAGGCGGUGAAGUCAAGUUUGAAUGGGAGGUUGACUAUGCGCAUGCUUCAAGCUUUGACGUCAAGUUUGACAGCAAGUAUCUCCGUCCGGAAUGGACUGAGGAUAGACUGCAGUACGCAUGA
Molecule: messenger RNA, 3936 nt
Organism: Fusarium poae
Lineage: Eukaryota; Fungi; Ascomycota; Sordariomycetes; Hypocreales; Nectriaceae
Exons: 8
Coding region: 1-3936 (1311 amino acids)
Biological process (GO): carbohydrate metabolic process
Cellular component (GO): vacuole
Molecular function (GO): beta-galactosidase activity
Source: RefSeq, a predicted model, not a curated record